This is a messenger RNA of Wallemia mellicola CBS 633.66, 1438 nucleotides long. RefSeq names its product pseudouridine synthase. Gene Ontology annotation, molecular function: pseudouridine synthase activity; RNA binding. The transcript is spliced from 5 exons. Gene Ontology annotation, biological process: pseudouridine synthesis. Lineage: Eukaryota; Fungi; Basidiomycota; Wallemiomycetes; Wallemiales; Wallemiaceae. The annotation marks the transcript as partial. The record is from RefSeq and is a predicted model, not a curated record.
GAAUGCCUCAACAACGGAAAACAAAUGUCAGAGACGUAUUAGCUGCAGAUCCACCAAAGAUUAUUAACAAAAAUGGCUUACGUUGCGUCCUCCCAUAUUACUACGUUUAUCAAACUUACGCGAAGGAGCGUUGGUUUGGCAGGAAACUAGUUGAAGUAUGUACGACGGAAUUCAGAGACAGGUCGAAAAGCUACUAUGAAUGGGCUAUUCAGUCUGGUAUCGCUACGAUCAAUAGAGAGAAGGCAACACUCGAUUCAGCUCUUAGAAAUGGUGAUUUGAUACAAAAUAAAGUACAUGCUCAUGAACCACCGGUGGUAGCAGAAUUACCUGUCAUUAUAUACAGGGACGACGAAAAAGGUUGGCUUGUAGUGAGCAAACCUGGUUCUAUGCCUGUACACCCUACAGGACGCUAUAGAAAGAACACCCUGCUCGAAAUUCUCAAAGACGAACAUGCUAUCGAAAAUUUGUACUGCUGCAACAGACUCGACAGGCUGACAUCCGGUGUAAUGGUUAUAGGAACUAAAAAAGCCGCAGGAUCGCAACUUGGUGCAGCAUUUAUGAAGGGAAGCAUUAAGAAGGAGUAUAUCGCUAAAGUAAUUGGUAAAUUCCCUGACAGAGAGGUCGUAGAUGAGCCAAUUAUUACAGUUGAUCGCCAAAUGGGCUUAGUUAUUAGACAUAAAAAUGGUAAAUCUGCCAAGACGAUAUUUGAAAGGAUGUCGUAUGAUGAAGCAACAGACACAAGUGUUGUGUAUUGUCAACCAUUGACUGGACGCACACACCAGCUGCGUGUUCACCUUCAGUACCUUGGACAUCCUAUUGCGAACGAUCCGCUCUACUCUGGGCACGACAUAUGGGGUGAAAAGCGCGGAAAAGGCGGUUGGCCUGCUUAUUCAACUGGAAGAAUCCUCGAUGAGAUAUACCAGCAGAAGAAAGAGCAGAAUGCACCAAUAGAAGUACUCGAAAAACACAUGGCUGAGGAUGACAAGCAGCUGGUGCGGAGUGACCAGGAUAUAGGCUUCAACAGUCCAGUUGAACUUGAUGAAGAGUACAAAGAGGUCAUACGUCGUUUACGUGCUCAGAAAGAUGAGAGUGAUGGAUGGGCAAGAUGGAGAGAUGUACUAGGUUUUGAUAGUAAGAAGGCCAAUGAUGCUGCUGAAGAGAAAGAAAAUUUGGAGAAAAUUACUCAAGGUUUGGGUGGAUAUUGUCCUACGUGCUUUAUACCGCUUAUCGAAGACCCACCGCGCGAGAAGUUAUUCAUAUAUCUCCAUGCGACCCGUUAUACUAGUCCUGAAUGGUGUUUCGAAGCACCACUGCCGAACUGGAUCGACGAGCAAGGUAGGGAUUGGUGGGAGGAGAACAACGAAGUUCGCAAGAGUGAGAUACAGAAGGCUGUAAAUGAAAUGGAGUAGACUGGAUAGAUGCAUGUUAUUUAGAAAAG